CUUGAUUCUAUAAAUACAUUUUAGAAGCUGUAGGAAUGUUUUGGUAUGUAGCCAGUCGAUCUUACAGGAUCGGAAGACGUGCUUCUUUAUAAGUUAUAACCUGUUCUCUCAAUGGAGCAUAAAUCUUGGGCCGAUUUACCUGAGCACGUUAUCGUGUCUAUUUUUUCUUACACUAGCAUACCAACGAGAUCUAAACUAGCAUUGGUGUGCAAGUCUUGGCUAGAUGCUUUCAAGUCGCCAUUCUUAUGGCAUUCGUUUACGUUUCAAUUUCUAACACCAGAGGAUUUCAAGUAUGAGCCGUUUCUUCAUCAACAUGGACAAUAUCUACGAUCCGUAUAUAUUCGAUGUAAUCAAGAAGACAAAGUCAACCGAGAGAAUGCGUGUAAGCUGAUUCGUGGCCUUUACGAACUUGAGAAACAAAGACUUGAGCGUUUGAAGAUAAAUUUUACAGGGGAGAACCCUUUGUUCUAUGCUGGCCAGGAGUUUGUUGAAUGUUUAAGAGGAAUUUUCGGCUCUCCGCCGACAAAAGUCGAAACUAAAAAUGUUCAAGUUCUCACACGGCUUAAAAGUGUAGAUUUACGUGGGCUCCCUGUAGCACUGAAUGAUGAACUCCUACUUUGUCUGGCCGAACAUAAUGCUGAAACACUGGAAUAUCUCGACAUACAGAAUGCAUCAUUGGUUUGCAAAGUUACUGCUAGCUGUAUCCUGAAGCUUGUGCGAAGAUGUCGCAAGUUGAAAUCCUUAGCUACCCACUAUGGUAACAUCACGGAAGAGAUCCUGUUGAGUUUUAUAGAAGAAGGAAGAUCACCUUUAAGCAAUCUUUCCGUCUUAUGCAGAAGAGAAGAAAAAUAUGGCAGAGAUAUUUCGUCGGAAACAUGGAGCACCGUGAGAGCCAAACUGCCGAAUCUUCGAGUGACAUUAUAUUUUGAUUUGUCGUGUCCUAUGUUCAAAGUUAACGCCAUUCUUAAACCAGAAAUCCCUGUAUCUUAUCUACGAUUGCUUGUUCAAGCACGUCUAGUUCAACAAGUUUAUUUUGCUACUCAAUAUUAUAGCAAAACCCUUGAAAAAAUAGCAUUGUCGACGACAAAUAGCCCAGAGCUAGAAAAUGCUCUUUUACAUCUAUCUAGCGCCUGUAAUAAACUUAACGAAAUUCAUGUGUUUCAGUGCUAUGUUUCUUCAGAAACUAAAGUAAAAAUACUGAAAAUGUUGCCAAACCUGAAAAAAUAUACUCUAAAAACAAAGGAGUGAUCGACUCAGGGAAGCAUUUGGCCUGAAGAGCUUUUAGAAGAUUAGAUAAGAUGAAGAUUGCGAAUCGAAGUUAAAAAAAGGUGCUUGAACUCUAGUUUAGUCUAGCUUGUGACACUGACUGUACUAUGUAAAAAUGAAGUCCCAUGGAAAAUAAUUUUAGGGUAUUUGCUUCCUUUUUGGUUCCAGUUAUGAAAUUCCAUUUUUCAUUAAUAUGACAUUUGAUCAGUACAAUUCGGUUUUAGGUCGACAUGCUUGCCCGUUUUUUAACUUUUUUUAGUAAGAAUAAGAGAAUAAAAGUUAAAUGCCUUUUUUAUCGGAAAUUAUAGGAAAGUAUGCGGCUUCAUGUAUACAUGCCUGAUUGUGCAACGUUUACAUCAUGAGAUACUGACAAAUAAAGGACAUUUUUCAACCUG
Actinia tenebrosa (Australian red waratah sea anemone) is the source of this 1661-nucleotide messenger RNA. RefSeq names its product F-box/LRR-repeat protein 8-like. NCBI's taxonomy places the organism in Eukaryota, Metazoa, Cnidaria, Anthozoa, Actiniaria, Actiniidae. Gene Ontology annotation, molecular function: protein binding. The record is from RefSeq and is a predicted model, not a curated record.